This is a messenger RNA of Oryza sativa Japonica Group (Japanese rice), 2685 nucleotides long. Lineage: Eukaryota; Viridiplantae; Streptophyta; Magnoliopsida; Poales; Poaceae. The record is from RefSeq and is a predicted model, not a curated record.
AAGGAUGGCCAAGUUGUUCGGUGUUGCAAUUGUUGCAGAAAAAAAACGAAAAGAAAUUUUAGUACUACGGAUUACAGUAGAAAGUGGCUACGGAAAUUGUAACUUUCUCGCUCUUGGGAGACGAACAUAAAAGCAUUGAUGGAAUGGCCGAAGUAUAACUCUAUGUUGUGUAACCACUGUAACCUUUCGUUGGUCUCUCUCUUCUGCUCUGCUCUCCGUUGUGGGAGAAGAAAUCAGCAAUAAUUUGAUCCUUUUUCCUUGCAUGUCUCCUUUUCUGUUGAUCAUUUUAGUGUUAAGUCAAAUGAUCACCUCUUUUUUUCUGUUUGAGGCCUGAGCGAUGUCUGCAUGUCUGAAUAUAUAUAGGCAGCUCAAUUAUGGGAGAUAGGGAAUGAUCAGAGGAAGCAAAUGGUUCUUGAUACCUUGGUUGAUAAUCUCAAGAUGACAUUAUUCAGCAAAUUAGCAAAUAUUGCAUCUUGUGUUUCCUCUGCUUCUUGCUUUCAUCGUUGGUUCUUUUGAGAUCACUUUCAGACAUCAGCUAGCAAGCAUGGUGGAGCUGAUAAAAGUGCCGAAGAUAGAGCAAGAAGAGGGCAAUGCUGACAGCCAUGGAAAAGAGAAAGCUGACGUCGUCCAUGAGGAGAAAACCGAGAAGGUGAAGAGGAGGAGGAAGAGGGUCAGUGACCCUCAGAGGAAGAAAGCCUGCGUGGAUUGCACGAAGAGAUGCAUCCGAAUUCAUGGCAUGGCUUCUUCCUCCUCCGAGAAGGCUAGGCCGACCCCGACGCUGCCGUCCUUCUUCAAGAUCAUGGUCGGUUACUUCUCCGAGAACAUGGAUAUACCACUCCCAUUUGCCAGGACAAUCACUGACAUGACAGGCUCCAAUGUAUAUCUUGAAGAUGCAUAUGGACUUCGCUGGCGAGUGCGGCUGUAUCUGCACGACGAUGUUCUGUCAUUUGGCCAUGGGUGGAAGAACUUUGUGCUCGAUCACGACAUCAGCGUCGGCGAGUUCCUGGUGUUCAGGCAGAUCGCCAGGUCAGUCUUCACCGUGCAAAUAUUCGCAAUUUCAGCUUGCGAAAGGAUCCAUCUCUGUGAAAGGAACAAGAGGCAGAGCCGGAAGAGGAAGCCCGGGCGAAAAACAGGCUAUCCUGCUAACAAUCAAAUGGUGAAAGUAAGCAGCAAAGAUGUGGUUAAACGUCGAAAGAAACAACGCACCGAUGAACAGAUAUAUGAUCUGGACCCCAGGCAACAUGACAUGCCUGUUCGUGUCUGCAUCGACUCUGGUUCUGAGCAAAGAUGUUCAGAAUCUUCAGUGAAAGAACUGGAUGCUGCUCCUGAUAAAUCACAUGCAGUUGUUCAGGUCCCUGCAACAGAGUGCAAUGCUGAUCCCAGUUACAAUGCAGCUGGAAUGAAGACAAUAAAAAAUUUGGAAGCUAUUGGUGCAUCUUCUAGCACAAAAGACGUGACAUGGGAUGCAAAUAAAUCUGAAGAUUACCCAAGUUUUAGUUAUCCUGAAUCAAGCAAUGUGAUGACUGCUGAUAAAGAAUCAGAACGCUCACACCAAGAUAGGCCAAUGCAACUUUACUGCGAGUUAGGGCUAGAAGACGGGAAUGCUGAAACUGAGAACUGCGAGAACUCCAAUGUGCUAGAGAAUGCAGAAUUAAGAACACCUUUGGCUAUGAUGGAUCUUAAUGAAGUGGGUAUAGAUGACAUAUUUCUGUCAGCUGAUAUAUACGAAUUUGAUAGUGAUUUUUGUAGUCCAGAAGCAUUUUCUGUUGACGUGAACACCGAAGGGCUAGUUUCCAAUGGCCGAACUCCAGGUGAUUGUUUUGGAGUGCCUGAGACAUCAAGAUGUUUGGAAAAUAAACAGAUGACUGAUGUACCAAGAACAAGUACAGAUGAUGGCAGCAUUGCUGUACAUGGCAUAGACAUCAACGCAUUGCCCAGUAACACUUACCCUGACAUUGGACAGGGCAACACUUACCCUGACAUUGAUGCAGCUCCAGACGAUUGCAAGAAGGAUAAAGAUGUUUUGCAUUCUGAGUGCAACAAAGUUGCUCAAAAAGCCCAUUCUUCUGUGAAGCAAGAUAUCACUAAAGAUGGUCCACGGCAGAUUGCUGCAGAAAUUAUGUCAAGCGAUCCAAAGACUUGUGAACUUACUUACGUCAGAAAAAAUAGCGUGCAACCUGGUAUUUCUUCCGUUUCACAAUGGAACAAUAGCAAAGGACAGGAAAGUGGAGGCACAAAGUCAUGUGUAGUUCUUGCAGUUGCAGCAAAUAGCAAGAAAUUUUGCAUAACCAUACCUCCACCAGACCAAACAUGGCUUGAGCUUCCAAGACGACUGCCAGUUCUUCCAAGAACAAAGAAACAAGCGAGGAAGAUAUUAAUACUCAAGGAUCCAUCCAUGAGACUCUGGCCUGUGCUGUACCAAUGCACCCCAAAAUUCAACGGUUUCAUCGCUGGAUGGGCUGACAUAAGUAGGGAGAACAACCUGCGUGAAGGCGACACCUGCGAGUUUGAACUUUGCAGUAACUCUGAACUAUCAUUCCAGGUGCUUGUGCCCAAUUUGCAGUAGCCACCAUUUCACUUGCCCUUUGUUUCAUAUCCGUGUAACGAUGUAGAAUCAAAAUGGUGUAGACUUAUUCCUUGUAAAAAUGGAUCUGAGCAACGAAUCUCCUGAAUUACCCGAGUUAA